Rhodofomes roseus is the source of this 1599-nucleotide messenger RNA. Its product is annotated as glycosyl hydrolase catalytic core-domain-containing protein. Gene Ontology annotation, cellular component: fungal-type cell wall. Lineage: Eukaryota; Fungi; Basidiomycota; Agaricomycetes; Polyporales; Fomitopsidaceae. The coding region runs from base 195 to 1166 and encodes 323 amino acids. Gene Ontology annotation, biological process: fungal-type cell wall polysaccharide metabolic process. The record is from RefSeq and is a predicted model, not a curated record. The transcript has 4 exons.
CUGUACUCCUCAUGUUUGCUCCAGCCACUCGAAAUCGCUUGGGUAACGUCAGUGGAGAUUCGAAUUUGACCCCAUCCUCCGCACGGCCAAGCGAGGGCCCGGGAUUGUGGUGCUACAUAUAAACGACCGCUGGGCAGCACCUUAGGAUCACCACGUCUCUGCAAGAUACCCUAUUAGAGAGACGAUAGAACAGCAUGCUACCUGUACCAUAUCUUUGCAUCGUCUUGCUGUCUUGUUUAUACCUGAUACCCGACACUAUCGCUGCCUCGAAUAGCACCAAGGCUGGCUUAGCAUGGGCGAAUGGAAAUUUGGACGAUAUCGAGCAGUACACGACUACUGACAAGGUGACAUGGUAUUAUACGUGGAGCCCCAGCUCAGUCAGCACGAGCCUAGAGUUUGUCCCUAUGCUCUGGGGCGACCGUCAAGUAUCCCAGUGGGAGAAUUCAAUCAACCGAACCAUUCAUAACCUCGGCGUCACGCACGUACUCGGGUUCAACGAGCCGGACUAUCCAACACAGUCCAACAUGACGCCUAGCCAUGCUGCGUCGGUGUGGAGAGCACAGAUAGAGCCGCUGCGAUCUCAAGGAGUGCUGCUCGGCUCCCCCACACCGACGUCUGCGCCAGAGGGCAAGCAGUGGCUCCUGGACUGGUUGGGCGCGUGUAAUGGCGGGUGUACGGUUGACUUCGUGGCACUGCAUUGGUAUGAUAUCAACUCGACGGCGUUCAUCGAGUACCUUGAAGACUUCCACGACACGUUCCAGAAACCAUUGUGGAUUACAGAGUGGGCGUGUCAGAACUUCAACUUGGCGGACGAACAAUGUUCGCUGCAGAACAUCGUGGACUUCAUGAACGCCACGCAGUCGUUCAUGGAUUCGACUGAAUGGGUCGAGCGAUAUGCGUGGUUCGGCGCCAUGGAGAACCUGCAGGGGGUUAAUCAGGACGACGGGCUCAUGGAUUCGUCUGGCAGGAUCAACGCGCUAGGUGAACAGUACAUUGGUGCGCUUGCGCCAAACAUCAGCAGCAACUACAUGCCGGGAGUUGUCGACGGAGGGAGUGGUAGUACGACGAGCCCGUCGUUAGGAUCUGCUGCUCUCCCAUGCGGACGUCUCGCCAGGACUUCUGUGCAUUUUUUGUCAUCAGUAGUGGCGAUGCUGUUGCUUACCUGAUGCUAUACGAGCGAAGCAAGAUGCUUAGUGGUUGUUGCUGCCUAGAACGUUGUUCAUACGCGGUUCCUAGAGGCUUACACACCUGUUAUCCGACCAACCGUCACGCAGCGGAUCCGGAGUCGAAUCUACGGCGCACUGCGAGGAACGAUUGAUCGGCUUGUCACUACAUAGCUUGGCCUCGACGUCGCUGUCUGUGCUAGCGGAUGAGCUUACUCAGGGAUUGCAUCAUCGACCGCGUCUCGUUCUGCCACUCGCUAUGAGCUUCGCUCCCAGCUGACCAGCCCGCAACGGCUCACCAGUUCCCACCCAGGAGACAUCUGCCUGCCUAUAUAUACGGGUCAUACUAGCACGCCAUUGAACUGCACCGUCGCACUUUGCGUUUUCACCCCCACUCUUCUGCUCAGAACCCCCUCAGGAAUCGUCCCCGAAGCCU